Messenger RNA from Papilio xuthus (Asian swallowtail), 1631 nucleotides. RefSeq names its product fatty acyl-CoA reductase 1-like. Gene Ontology annotation, biological process: long-chain fatty-acyl-CoA metabolic process. NCBI's taxonomy places the organism in Eukaryota, Metazoa, Arthropoda, Insecta, Lepidoptera, Papilionidae. The annotation marks the transcript as partial. Gene Ontology annotation, molecular function: alcohol-forming very long-chain fatty acyl-CoA reductase (NADP+) activity. The transcript has 12 exons. The record is from RefSeq and is a predicted model, not a curated record. Gene Ontology annotation, cellular component: peroxisome.
GUUUUUUAUUACAUUCUUUACUGUUGAACAAACAACACGUUUUACAAAACAAUAAAUACUUUGUGAAUAAUUUGUGAGUGAAAAUUAUAAAUAUGUCGGAAUUAAUGUUAGCUUUUGAGAAAGAAGCGGUCAAUCGUCAACACGAUGUGGCAAAUAUCAUCGCGAGCGGAGCUUCCAGCGUGGAGAAGUUUUACUCCGGUACCAAUGUGUUCGUUACCUGUGGCUCCGGCUUCCUCGGGAAACAACUGCUCGAGAAAUUAUUUAGAUGCUGUAACGUGAAUAAAGUUUAUUUAUUACUGCGAGCAAAAAAGGGAAAAACUGCACAGCAGCGAGUUAAGGAGAUUCUACAAGACCCGGUAUUUGAUAGUUUGCACAAUCGAAAGGCAAAGUUUGCGGACAAUGUAUUAGCAGUUUCUGGUGACGUCAGCGAAGUGAAGCUUGGACUAAGCGCGUCUGAUUGGGAGCUUAUUACAGGACAGGUGAACAUAAUAUUCCAUACAGCAGCUACGGUGAACUUUAAUGAGAGUAUGAAAGUGGUUGCACUGACCAAUGUUAGAGGAACCAGGGAGAUAUUGCGGUUAGCUAAAUGUUGUAAAGAAUUAAGGUCUAUAGUUCACGUAUCCACAGCGUACAGUCACGCUACACACAGUCGAGUGGGGCGAGCUGUUAAGGAACAGUUUUACGAUAGUCCUGUACCACCAAAUGCCUUCAUAGAUUUGGCAGAAACUAUUGAUGAAAAUAAAUUAGAAAAUAUGAUGCAACAAGUAAAAGCGGAUUGGCCAAACGCUUAUUCCUUUUCAAAAGCACUCGGCGAAGAGAUUGUGCGUUCUGAAGCAGAAAAUUUACCUAUCUCUAUUGUUAGACCGGCAAUCGUUAUUUCUUCAUAUCGUGAGCCAUUGCCAGGAUGGAUUGAUCCGAUGAAUUCAUUGGGUCCCAGUGGACUUAUUUUGGGUUUGAUGACUGGUAUUAUUCACGUGUUGAGAACGCGUCAAAAUAUCGUGCUGAGCUUGGUGCCGGCUGACCUGGUCACCAACACGACGCUCGUCGCCGCCUGUGAGACCGCCAAGGCACAAACCAAUAAAGGCAACAUCAAAAUUUACAACAUAACGAAUAAUCGCAACCCGUUAUUAUGGUCGGAACUUGGCAAUGUUCUUGAGACUUUUGGAAGGAAAUUAAUUACAUCACGAGCGAUUUGGUAUUGCUUUACUAUACAAACUACGCAUAAAUUCUUGUUUACAAUUCUAUUCUGGCUCUUACAUUAUGUACCUGCAUUCAUCGUGGAUACUGCUUGCAGACUCACAAACAGGCGUCCAAUAUUAUUAAAUAUUUAUGAAAAAGUAAAUAAAUUGACAUCGGCAUUGGAUUUCUUUACUAACAAUGAUUGGAAGUUUCAAGACGACAACACUCUCAGUUUACACAAAAAUAUGUCGAUUAUUGAUAGAGAUAUUUUCAACUGUGACAUAGCAACAUUGGACCGUAGAGAAUGUAUAAAAGUAUGGACGUAUGGUAUUCGAAAGUACAUUAUCAAAGAAGUAGAUUUUCAACGUCAAGGGGAAAUCGAUAGAAAACAAUUUUUAUUAAAAAUAGCAACAUACUUUAUUUUCGGUAUUUAUAUUUAUUUGUUUUAUAUA